AUGCAUUCCCGGCAGCUCAAUGCUGUGCAACUUCUCGUGGUGCUUGUCAUACGAGGCGAUGAGAGCGGUGAGCUGGUCGACGUGCUUUGCAUCCGCGCCCGCGGCGCGUACCCGUUCGUCGUAUCUCGCGAGCACGCUGAGCGGUGCCUUGGUGGCAUGGUUGUCCUUGUGGUCUGUGAGAAACUGGAGCACCUCGCCGCGCUGGAGUAUGGCGACGGUAAGGUCCUCGCAUCUGGAAAAAAGGGCGCAAAGAAUCUGGCCGAGGCGGACUUGCAGGACGUCGUUCCGUCGGUAGCGGCGGGCCGUGGCCAGGAGGUUGUUGAUCAAAAGGUCGUUGUCCUCCGUGAGCAGGCGGCGCAAAGAUGGUUCUUCUGGGAGGGUUUCGGCCAUCUCGCGGAUCAUAUCGACGACGGCCAGGCGCCUCGUGCCCAGGACCGGGCGGGCUGUGUCAUUGACGAGCAGGUGGGCAAAGUGGGCAGAAAAGUCGGCUAG
Molecule: messenger RNA, 492 nt
Organism: Chondrus crispus (carragheen)
Lineage: Eukaryota; Rhodophyta; Florideophyceae; Gigartinales; Gigartinaceae
Exons: 1
Coding region: 1-492 (163 amino acids)
Source: RefSeq, a predicted model, not a curated record